CUGCAUUUCAUGGCCGUCGUCGUCUUCUCCAAUCCAAUCGGCGGUCUCCCCGCCGGCCGGCCGGCCGGAGCCCCUCUAUAAAUACUAACCUAGGGUGCCCCGACCCGGCCGGCCGGUCCCACGGACGCAAGGCAACCGCCCGCCGGAGGUUCCAAGAUUCCGGCCGAUGGCUCCGUCGCGGCGCGUUGGGGAGGAGCUGCAGGACUUGGAGGAAGGCACGGGCGAGAGCUCUCCGGCGCCGCGGUCACCGCGCGAGGCCCAUCCGGACCUCCACGCGGUGCAAAGGAGGAUCUGCGAGCGCCUCCGCCUGACGGGGAGACACGACGAGACGCUCGCAGACCCCUCCUUCCACGGCCGCCUCGCCCGCCACCUGCAGAGGCUGCCCCGGAGGUAUCUCUUCGACCUCGACGUCGAAGACAAGGCCGAGGACGUCCUCCUGCACUGGGAGAUCCUCCAAGAGUGCGCAGACCCCGAGAAGCGACCCGUCUUCCACGCGCGAUAUAUCAAGAGCAUGUCAGUUCGAGCGGAUUAUCACGGCAUUGGCGACAAUCAAGAGCUUGAGGAGCCAUGCCAAAGGUUGAUGGAGGACCUCAGUUUGGAGAGGAGAAAGACUGUGGACGGCAAUGAUUCCAUGUCUAUCUCCUCUAGGGGUGAUUUGAAAACUAAGCUUAUCCAUGAGAUCAUUUUCUCUUCCAUUGACAGGCCCAAGCUCCUAAGCCGGCUUACUGCGUUGCUCUCGGAGGUUGGAUUGAAUAUUCAGGAAGCUCAUGUUUACUCUACCAAAGAUAACUUUUGCUUGGAUGUUUUUGUCGUCGAUGGAUGGGAGACAGAGGAGACAGAUGAUUUGAUCGUGAAGAUUAAGGUGGCCUUAGCACAAAAAAAUGCAUCACCAUCCAAUUCCACAAAUUCUUCAACGUCAGAGAAAAUAACUGACCUACAACAAAAGGUUGGAGAUUCUGAAAUCGACUGGAACAUGCUAACAAAGGGGGAAAAGAUUGCAUCUGGAUCUUCUGCAGACUUAUACCGAGGAACUUAUAAUGGUCUUGAUGUCGCUAUAAAGAGUCUCAGAAUUGCCAAUCUUAACAACCCUUCAGAAAUUGAGUUCCUGCAAGAAGUACUUAUUUUAAGGAGAGUUAAUCAUGAAAAUAUUCUUCGAUUCUAUGGGGCAUGCACAAAGCAUCCAUACUAUUGCAUCAUUACCGAAUACAUGCCUGGAGGGAAUUUAUAUGACUUUCUUCACAAGCACAAUAACUUUUUGGAUCUCAUUACAAUUCUAAAAAUUGCUAUCAGUAUCUCAAAAGGAAUGGAUUAUCUACACCAAAAUGACAUUAUCCACAGGGAUUUGAAGACUGCAAAUCUUCUAAUAGGCUAUGAUCAAGUCAUAAAGAUUGCGGACUUUGGUGUGGCACGACAUGGAAGUCAGGAGGGGCAGAUGACUGCUGAAACGGGAACGUACCGAUGGAUGGCGCCAGAGAUUAUUAAUCAUAAGCCUUAUGAUAACAAAGCAGAUGUAUUCAGCUUUGCCAUUGUUCUAUGGGAGUUGUCAACUUCAAAGGUCCCAUAUGACAACAUGACGCCCUUGCAAGCUGCAUUAGGUGUAAGGCAGGGAUUGCGCUUGGACAUUCCCACAUGCGUGCACCCAAGAUUGUCAAAACUGAUUCAACGGUGUUGGGACGAAAAUCCUGAUGUACGGCCUACUUUUGCUGAGAUCAUUGUAGAACUUGAAGACAUCUUGCAGCAUGUUCAGGCAGCAAAGGGUGUCAAUCGUCGCUCGAGGGCCAAGAUGCAGAAGAAAUCAGAGCGUUAGAGAAGGGUAUCUUAAGGAAGGAGAAGUUUCUUAAGAAAUGAAACGCAUGCGGAUGCCAGUGUUAGGUUUAGGGUGUCCUUUUUGGUGUUGGGGCUUGUUUGAUGUACAGUAUAGAAUGGUGGUAUCUGGAACAACACACUGGCGUGCAGUUGGCAGUAUGGAAAGUUGAUACUUCUGAGACUGAAAGUGAACAAAGGAAAGCACUGGCACUCCUUUGGGGAAAUACGGAAACAUGUAUCCAUCUUAGUAUCCUGCUGCAUCAUGUGGAACCUCGUGUCUGUUGGUGUCCGCGUUUUGCCGAUACUUUUUCUCAAUUUAUGGCAAUCGUUAACCGCAACUCUCCUCA
Messenger RNA from Panicum hallii, 2153 nucleotides. Its product is annotated as serine/threonine-protein kinase STY8-like. The transcript has 14 exons. Lineage: Eukaryota; Viridiplantae; Streptophyta; Magnoliopsida; Poales; Poaceae. The record is from RefSeq and is a predicted model, not a curated record. Gene Ontology annotation, biological process: protein phosphorylation. The coding region runs from base 167 to 1807 and encodes 546 amino acids. Gene Ontology annotation, molecular function: protein kinase activity; ATP binding.